Vidua macroura (Pin-tailed whydah) is the source of this 1365-nucleotide messenger RNA. It is a transcript of the gene TMEM171, whose product is annotated as transmembrane protein 171. NCBI's taxonomy places the organism in Eukaryota, Metazoa, Chordata, Aves, Passeriformes, Viduidae. The record is from RefSeq and is a predicted model, not a curated record. The transcript has 5 exons. Bases 313 to 1314 code for a protein of 333 amino acids.
CAUUACAAGAAGUUCCGAAGUGUGUGGAGUAUGGCAAGUGUUGUUAUGGGACUACUCCAGGCUCCUGCAACAGAGGCUGGUUUUAGUAAUGCCAAGGCUGUGGAUUUAAUCCGUGUAUGGGCCAUUCACUGGAGAGGUGCACCUGAUGAUUCUUAAAGCAGCACAGGACAGGAAGCUCAUUGAAAGAGAGAAGCAGAGAGGUCUUCACUACCUUUGGAAAGAGAAGCAAGAUUUAUAUGCUUUGAGAAGAUCUACUGUAGUUUGCUGCCAUUUAAUUCUAACAACUCAUCUGCUUGAGGAGAAUCUGUUGUAAUGUAUCCAGUGGUUGUUCCUGCACCAGGAGGUGAAGGAGGUAAUGGACAACAUGGGAAACUUAUUUUUUUCCUUUUUGUUUUUGGAGCUGUGUUGCUCUGUGCUGGAUUCCUUCUUUCAGUCUUUAUUCUCCAGUCGUGUCCAUCUGGAAGCUUCAGUGACUGUAACGAGGUCCUUAAGGCUGCUGGGCCAGUGCUGGCUGUAACCGGACUGGUUUGUGUUUUACUGGCACGAUCAAGGGCCAGGGUGUAUAUAAGACAAAGACAAUUGCAAAAUGAGCAGGUGUACAGCCUUGUUUUUUGUCGUGGGAACUGUCAGUUUGCCCAGUUUCUCAUAUUUGGAUUCCUGUUUUUAACUAGUGGAAUGUUAAUUAGCAUCCUGGGCAUUUGGGUUCCUGGUUGCAGCCCUGGCUGGCAUACAAUACAGCUCAACCACACUGGCACUUCUGACAUAGACCUCCAGGGCUGUGGAUUCCUGUCACUUCAAAUCUUGGGACCUUUGAUUGUGCUCACUGGGUUGUGUUUCUUCGUGAUAGCUCAUGUUAAAAAGAAGCAAAACAUAAAUACCAACCUAGAAUCCUGUGAAAGUGAAGAACAUCCUCAGAGCCCUGAAUCUUUUCAGUUUACAGUAGGUGAUGCUGUGAUGGUAUUCCCACCCCCACCACCUCCUUAUUUUGCUGACCCUAUGUCACCAACUGUGACUCAUUGUCUUAUGUCAAAUGUUCUGCCUACAAGUGAAAAUCCACCACCAUACCACUCUGUCUUCAGUGAUGGAGCACAGCUUGCUGAUGAUGAAAGAACAGUUGCUGUUAGAGACUGUGAAUCCAUACAUACAAUUUCUGGAAGCAGCUCACCUUCAGAUAUUUUACCAAUGCUAUACCUUUCUUCUGAAUCACCGCCAAAAUAUGAAGAGAAAGUGUCAAUAACAAAUAAUGAAUAUUUGCCAUCUUCUUCCUUAUCUUUUUCAUCUAUUUCCUUAGCCACAUCUGACACCAGCUCAUAAAGGACUGACAGUUCACUUAAUUUUUAAUAAAAUGUACACAGAGAUUUACAA